AUGGAAAGCUUCGCGUUUUGUCGUCGGGAUGAUAAUAAUGGUUGUGUGUCAGAUUUCCCUGGUCAAUCUUUAACAAUUUCGUUGUCUGAAGAUGCAACUGCUAGUAGUGAUGAAUAUGUAACCGUCAGCCUGUUGUUAUCAGAAUCAAAUUAUCAAUUAACUUCAACGAAGACAUAUUCGCCUUCAGAUAGCUCAAUGGGCUUGGCCACUCUGUGGUCAUUGGAUACUGAAUUGAUUGUUUCGUCUAGCAUUAAUUAUCCUACUUCCAUCAAUAAUGACGGUCCAAUGUCAUUGGAUGACCCUGAGAACAGUAUGUCUGCUGCCUAUAGCUCUUCCUUGUUUUCAUUUGUCGUUUCAAGAGCAACAGAAACAGAAUCCACUGCAUCGAAUACUGAUUCACGAAGCUCAUCUACCUAUUCAUCUCCUUUGGUGGUAUCACCAUCUUCAUCGUCAUCAUCACUCGUCGAUGAUUCUACUUCUGGGUUACAAAGUGAUCAUGAAUCAGAAGCUACUAUUGCAUACUCAGAGAGUACUACCAGCUCUCCAUAUAACACUGUCUCCACUUCAUCAGAUACUUCUGCUAUUUUUACGACGUUGCUGGCUACUCUAUCAUCGAGGUUAAUGUCUGAAACUGGUUUCGUUUCUUUUUAUCCCGAUAUACCUACUCCGCUGGUGGAAACUUUGCAGGUUGUUGACACACCGAAUACGUUUGAAUCUGGGGGAAAGGUUCCUUCUCCAACUAAUCCAUCUCCGUCAUCUCCAUCGUCAUUAACCUUAUCAGAAUAUACUAGUCAGAGUUCUACAAAAUCAAGCAUCCCAAGCAGUGCUCCUUUCUUGUGGUCAGUUGAAACCAAUUACUUGUCACAAAGUGAAGUAGUCUUUUUGAGAACAACCAUUCCAGCACCCUCAUUGCCAACUGAGGCAUCUUCUACUAGUGAAUCUUUCGCUAUGUCUAGGUCAAUAGCAACUAGUUCUGCUGGUUAUAAUCCAUCUGCUACAUGGUCAGAAGCUUUGACGAUUAGUGGUUCUACGUUAUCUGAGGCUGCUACUGUAAGCUUCUCACUGAAUGAACUUACUAAUCCUAGUGGUAAUACGGUAACUAGCUCUAUGGCUAGAAGUGAUUUGUCACGAACUACAUUAAGUCAACAUAUUUCAACUUCUUCAAUGUCAUAUUCUGUUGCUAUAUCAACAUAUACUGAUUCGGGCUCUAUUCUUGAAUGUUCUAAAUGGUUAUUCAUUUUCUUUUCAUUGAUUUCAUUUAUUAUUUAG
Molecule: messenger RNA, 1269 nt
Organism: Candida tropicalis MYA-3404
Lineage: Eukaryota; Fungi; Ascomycota; Pichiomycetes; Serinales; Debaryomycetaceae
Exons: 1
Coding region: 1-1269 (422 amino acids)
Source: RefSeq, a predicted model, not a curated record